GUUGUGAUAAACUUAUUAAAUAGAAAGUUUGGCUUUAAUCAAAAGACGUGUUUGAAUAGACCUAGAACCUGAAAUGCCCAAAGGCGAAAAUCCAAAGCCGGGGGCUCAUACCCCUAGGCCACCGUCCAGCUCAAGAAUUAAAAGAGCUGGGUCCUCUCUCCGUCCACCAGUUUCGGCUGGACCAAAAGCCGACGGACCUGUUCUGUCUAAUAUUGAGACUGCUGAUGGAAACCCUAUCCAAUAUCCAGUAAUUCAAGAACGGGGCUUUUAUUCUGAUGUGUUGGAUUCUGAAAAUGAAAACCGGCUCCUCAACAGACAGAAUGAAGCAUUGUUUGGAGGGCUAAGUCAUGGUGCUCGACGACUGCAACCAUUGCAAACUGAAGUUGGAACUGAAAAGCAUACUCCGGCAGCUUCAUCUUUUACACCUGUUGCAGACAUAAAUGAAAAACUUAACCAGAGCAGGCCUAAAAGAACCACGCAGGUGUUCAGAGAUUCCGAUUUCACAGAGGGAAGUUACAAACCGAAAGUUCAAGUCCCAUUCUACGUUCUACCCGGGCAAUGUCCCAGAAAAGUGGAAAUUGAGCGAAAAAAGCGAAAAUACAAUUCAUCAUCGCUACCUCAAUUGCUCAAACAGCUAAGCAUUGACACCAAAAAACUAAUGCCAAAACGAGUGAAUCCUAGUGAAUUUUCUCGAGGCAUGCAGUCAGAUCCCGAAAAUCCUUUUCCCAUUUUCCUGCCGCUGCACAUAUUCGACAACACCGAGUAUGAUUCAAGGACGCCCGGAGAGUGGGUGGAAUCGGGACUGGACUCUUCUGGCAACCAUAAACCAGUUCCUGCCAUGUGUCUGUUACCACAGAAAGACGAAUUGCCCAAAUUGGACCCCAAGGAUCCCUCGAUUGAGUAUGACUGGUUCGAAGUUGGAGUCUUGUCUUAUGACUCGGUAAAGGAAGUCUUCCUGGUUCAAAAAGUGAAUUCGAAGGGGAAGAUUGCGUCUGACAAUGGGCGGGCCCUCAGCGACAUGUCUUCAGCAACGCCUGACAGCGUGCAGUUAUCUGCUUCGCAGUAUUGGGUACCCCGAAUCCAGGUCAUGUUUGAGAGCGAGGACCCUGAAAUGUUUGCGCGCAGAGUGAAGGAGGCAUUCGAGGAGAGACAUCAGACAGAAUCGCAUCUGAGAUACCACCUCUACCUAGAUUGCAUGCCCAUGGAUGGAGUCACAGAUCUGGACGAUGAUUCAUUCAAACGAAUGUGCAAGUUCGCUCUAGAAACCCCGUGUUUCUCGAAACAGUCGACGCUGGAGAACAACUCGGAAUUACAGUCAGUUCUCCCGGGACUGAGACACGAGAUCAACAUAGACUUCACUCGUACUCUGAACAGACUCAUUUUUGACAAGAUAGUGGCUAAGAACCAGGCCACUUAUCCUUACAUCAAACUGCCAAAAGAGCAAGCGGACAAACUUCAAACUGUACAAGUCAAAGGUCGCCACCCAGACGUGCCAGAAGUUGAUUUCCCCGCCAAGUUCGACGCUUUCACCUUCGAGUCCAUUCUCACUCGGACAGAAGCAAUCGCCGCCAUCAUGAAAGUGCGCGCGGAGUGCAACGAAGUGUCGGGAAAAUGCCUUUUCCACGUGCCCAUUCUGAAGCAGAUGAAAGUAGAGGAGUUUGUUCAGACCCAAGAUCAAAUGACGUCAACAGUCUCGUUGUUCCUACAAGACCAGUGGAAGAACUCGUUGACCAAUGAGAUUCGAGCAGCUCUUCGUGACGUGGGCCGUGGCUGGUUCAAUCUAUACGAGACCAACUGGGAAGUGUACCAAAUUUCGAAGUUGAAAAAGUUCAUGGAGAUGGUCAAAUUCUGCAUGCAGGACUCUCUGCGGUUCCUGGUGCAGGACAGUCUGGUGUCCUUUGUGCAGAUGAUAGUGGACGCCUCUGUGGCCACUCUCAAACUGGACGAGAAGGAGUUCACCUGGGACACGCCCCUUCACUCAUCCCCUUUCAAGCCUAAGAAGAACCCCCUGUUCUCCGUGGAGUUGGCAUUAGACCAGGAGGGAUCCCACUACAAUGUCAAUCUGCCCCACUUCGAGAGCAUGCUAGUGUCCCUGUUCGACUCUGCCAUCAAGUCCACACAGGAAGUGCCACAGCUAGAAAAAUUUGUGAUGAAGGAUAUUUUCUGGGCGGACAUUGCACUCCUCGAAUCAGUGGGCGAACAUGAGAAACACAUAGACCAGCUGAGAGAUGAUAUGGUCAGAGCAAUCAGACAGGCUCAGAUCCCUCUGAUAGGAUAUGCCAGGGCACACGAACAGUUCCUGGAACUUAUCAACACCGACAUACAGGCAUACAUCAAGGAGUACGACGGCCAAGAGCACAGUGCGAGUGAAGUGAAAGCAGAAGUGGAUCGAUUCCUGGCCGAGAAAGAGCGACUGGAAAAUCUGUUGCCCAGCAACGUCGUAAUCGGACCCUUCUAUGUGAACGUCGAGCCAGUUAGGAAGAACCUGUCCAAGAAGUGUCGCGAUCUGGCCAAUGCUGUGCUGGAACUGCUGGCUAAGAAACUCAGAGUUCAAGCGGAUGACUCGUGUGAGCAGUUCAAACUGAUCUCUCGCAAGCUGCACGAGAAGCCGAACACGAUCGAGGAGUUGACAGAGAUGCGGGAGUGGAUCGCCACCAUCCCUGUUGAGAUCAAGAAGCACAAGGAGACCAUAGACAAGGCCAUGGAAGACUAUCAGCUCAUUGAGGAGUUCAACUACAACUUGUCCCAGGAUGACUUCAAUGCUAAGUACACAGCUCUGUUCUGGCCCAACAAGAUCGAGGAGCAGGUGGCACAAACCGAGGACAAUCUGCUGGCGGACGAGGAGAGGUUCCGCACUUUACAGCAGACAGACCAGGCCUCAUUCCAGGAAAAGAUCGAUUCACUCCAGAUCACAGUGGCUGGGUUCGCGGGCUACACUGACAAGCAGAAGGCGGUUGAGAUUGGCAAUGAGGUGAGGAGGGUUCACAAGAGCCUCCUGCAGGCACAGACAGAUGCUCAACUGUACAACCAGAGGGAGAGACUGUUCGACCAACCCGUAACCAAUUACGACGUGGUGAACAAACUGAUCAGGGACUUCGAGCCCUUCCGCAACCUGUGGAUGACAGCCUCGGACUGGGCCAAGUGGUACGAAUCAUGGAUGAACGACGUGCUCGAGAGUGUGGACGCAGAACAAGUGGAGACAUGUGUCACCAACUCUUUCAAGAACAUCCACAAGGCAGUCAAGUCCUUCAAAGACAUACCAUCUGUACAAAGCGUGGCCCAGGACUUCAAACAACAAAUUGAAGAGUUCAAACCCUACAUACCCCUUAUCCAGGGUCUCAGGAAUCCAGGUAUGCGCAUGCGCCACUGGGAGAAACUGUCGGAUGAUCUCGGGUUCAAGGUCAUCCCGAAAAAGACGCUGACAUUCAGCAAGUGUUUGGACAUGAACUUGCAGAACCACAUCGAGACGAUAGCCAAAAUUGCAGAAGUGGCGGGAAAAGAAUAUGCCAUUGAACAGGCACUGAACAAGAUGGAGAAAGAUUGGGCGCCUAUUUCGUUCGAAGUGAUGCCUUAUAAGGACAGUGGCACUUACAUUCUGAAGAGUAAUGAGGAGUGCAGUCAGUUGUUGGAUGACCACAUAGUCAUGACUCAGAGCAUGUCCUUCUCGCCCUUCAAGAAGCCAUUCGAGGACAGAAUCAACAGCUGGGAGACCAAGAUGAGACUCACACAGGACGUGCUAGACGAGUGGCUGAACUGUCAGAGGUCUUGGUUGUAUCUGGAACCCAUCUUCUCCAGCGAUGACAUCAACCGCCAGUUGCCGGUGGAGGGCAAGAGGUACCAGACCAUGGAGCGCAUGUGGAGGAAACUCAUGAAAGAGGCCAAGGAAAAGCCACAGGUUAUCCAACUUUGCCCCGAACCUCGUAAACUUGAGAACCUCAAAGAGUGCAACAAAUUGCUAGACCAAGUACAGAAAGGACUCAGCGAGUACCUGGAGACGAAGCGGAACUCGUUCCCGAGAUUCUACUUCCUCUCAGACGAUGAGCUCCUCGAGAUUCUUUCGCAGACCAAGGAUCCCACGGCUGUGCAGCCUCAUCUGAGGAAGUGUUUCGAGAACGUGGCCAAACUGGAAUUCCACGAUGAUUUGAAAAUCACGAGUAUGUACUCUGGAGAGGGGGAGAAUGUGCCCUUUUGCAGACAUAUCUACCCAGAGGGUAAUGUGGAAGACUGGAUGUUGAAGAUUGAGGACUUGAUGAAGGAUUCAGUCAGGGAUCAAGUGAAGCAGUCGUUGGUUGAUUAUAAGCAGAGACCUCGUACUGAGUGGGUUCUCAACUGGCCGGGUCAGGUGGUAAUUGCGGGAGCCCAGACAUUCUGGACCGAAGAGGUAUCCGGCUCCAUCGAGGAGCACGACCUACCCGGGAGACUGCAGAAGCUGUCAGAUCAGAUCAAGGACUUGGUGGGAUUGGUCAGGGGCAAGUUGACCAAGAUUGGCCGCAUGAUUUUGUCGGCGUUGAUUGUCAUCGAAGUGCAUGCUAGAGACGUGUGUGCUACUCUGGUCGAUGAAGAUGUUCAAAGUGUGAAUGAUUUCGAAUGGAUCUCACAACUGAGGUAUUACUGGCUGACGGAUGUGAACCCGGACGGGGACAUGUACACUAUGGCUGUGAAUGCCAAGUUCAACUAUGGCUACGAGUAUCUGGGCAACACAGGGAGACUGGUGGUCACUCCACUCACAGACAGAUGCUACCUCACCCUCACAGGUGCCCUCAACCUGCAGUUUGGUGGUGCUCCCGCGGGCCCCGCAGGAACUGGAAAGACAGAGACGACCAAAGAUCUGGCCAAAGCUUUCGCCAUCCAGUGUGUGGUGUUCAACUGCUCGGACCAAUUGGAUUACCUUGCUAUGGGAAAAUUCUUCAAGGGUCUGGCAAGUUCGGGAGCAUGGGCUUGUUUCGAUGAGUUCAACCGAAUCGACAUUGAGGUGUUGUCUGUGGUGGCCCAGCAGAUCGCCACCAUCCAGCGUGCACAGCAGCAGAAGCUGGACCGAUUCCAGUUCGAGGGUGUAGAACUGGCUCUAAAGCAAAGCUGUGCCGUGUUCAUCACUAUGAACCCUGGAUAUGCAGGCAGGACUGAACUGCCAGAUAACUUGAAGGCACUAUUCCGACCAGUGGCGAUGAUGGUACCCAACUACACUAUGAUCGCGGAGAUCUCUCUCUACUCUUUCGGAUUUGACAAUGCACGUGGACUGGCGAACAAAAUCACGACUACGUUCAAACUAUCCUCCGAACAGCUCAGUUCCCAGGACCAUUAUGACUUUGGGAUGCGUGCGGUGAAGACUGUGAUCAGUGCUGCGGGUAAUCUGAAGAGGGAGCAUCCCGAGAUGGACGAGGAGCUCAUCUGUCUCAGGGCCAUCAGGGACGUCAAUGUGCCCAAGUUCCUGGUGGACGAUCUCAAACUGUUCAACGGAGUCGUGUCCGAUCUCUUCCCUGGAAUCAAGCAAGAGUCGAUCGACUAUGGAGACCUCGACAGCGCUCUUCGGAAGACCUGUCUAUACAAGAAAGACUUAAAAGACGUCGACGCAUUCGUCCUCAAAUGUAUCCAGUUAUACGAAACGACAGUGGUGCGACACGGACUCAUGUUGGUGGGUCCGACUUGCUCCGGGAAAACAAAGUGCUACAGUACUCUGCAGGCGGCCUUGACCUCGCUCAAAGGUCAGCCAGCUAUUGGCGGAGGUCAAUAUGAGGCUGUACAUACAUAUGUGCUGAAUCCUAAGUCAAUUACGAUGGGUCAGUUGUACGGAGAAUUUGAUCUGCUAACCCAUGAAUGGACUGAUGGGAUCUUGUCGUCUCUGAUCCGAAUCGGGACUACAGCUCAGAAUGAUGACAAGAGGUGGUAUAUGUUCGACGGGCCAGUGGACGCCGUCUGGAUCGAGAACAUGAACACAGUGCUGGAUGACAACAAGAAGCUCUGUCUGAGCUCCGGCGAGAUCAUCAAACUCACCGAGGCGAUGACGAUGAUGUUCGAAGUGGCUGAUCUGGCGGUUGCUUCGCCCGCUACAGUGAGUCGAUGUGGUAUGGUCUACUUGGAACCCAGCAGCCUGGGUCUGUCUCCGUUCGUGUUCUGCUGGCUAAGACGUCUGCCAGAGAUCUUCUUCGACCAGAAAAGCGUUUUUGAGAAGCUGUUUGAUGUGUACAUGGAACCGGCAGUGGAGUUCAUCAGGAGUGACUGUAAGGAGAUUGUCACUUCGGUCGACGGGUGUCUGACCUUCUCGCUUCUUAAGCUGCUGGAGUGUUUCUUCACACCCUUCUUACCUAAAGAGGGUGACAAGCCAAUCUCGCAGGAUGUGAUUGAACAGCUGCCUAAACUGAUCGAGCCCUGGUUCAUAUUCUCCCUCGUGUGGAGUGUGGGCGGCACCUGUGACGAGAGCAGCCGGGAGAAGUUCAGCAACUGGCUCAGAGUCAAGAUGAGAGACAACGAGGCGCAGCUUCCAUUCCCAGAAGGGGGUCUGGUGUAUGACUACGUGUUGGACGACGGGGGACUCAGUCAGGGGGACACUGGCACCGGAGAGGAGGAGGCGGAUGAAGACGCCAAGGCAGAGAUCACUUGGGUGAACUGGAUGAAAGGGGCGGAGCAGUUUGCAGUGCCCUCUGGAGUGUCCUACUCUGACAUUAUGGUCCCCACCCUGGACACCAUCAGGAGUGCAUACGUCAUACACAUGCUCAUCACAAACAAGAAACCGCUGCUGUGUGUGGGUCCGACUGGAACUGGUAAAACACUGACCAUAGCGGACAAGCUUCUGAAGAACAUGCCGUCCAACUUAGUGACUGAGUUCUUCACUUUCUCCGCCAGGACUUCAGCCAAUCAGACUCAAGAUCUCAUCGACUCCAAACUGGACAAAAGACGAAAGGGAAUCUUCGGACCUCCGUUGGGCAAGAACUCAGUCUUCUUCAUCGAUGACUUGAACAUGCCCGCCCUCGAGACAUACGGGGCCCAGCCGCCGAUCGAGUUGAUCAGACAGUUCAUGGAUCACUCGGGGUGGUACGACCGCAAAGCAAUCGGUUCCUUCCGCACCCUGGUCGACAUCACAUUCCUGGGUGCGAUGGGUCCCCCGGGAGGAGGUAGGAAUCCGAUCACUGCUCGACUGACGAGACACUUCAACUAUCUGUCCUUCACCGAGAUGGAGGACAGCAGCAAGAUGAGGAUCUUCUCCAUCAUUCUCGACAGCUGGCUCGGGAACAGCCCGGUAGGCACGACGAAUUGUGAGAGUAUGACGAGAGAGUCGAUCGACGUGUACAACACUAUUGUGGUGUCUCUGCUGCCCACUCCUGCCAAGAGUCACUACACAUUCAACCUGAGAGAUCUCUCCAAAGUGUUCCAGGGUAUCCUCAUGGUGGACCCUGCCAAGAUUGGGUCUCCUGAGCAGCUGUACCGUCUUUGGUACCACGAGAACCUCAGAGUGUUCCAAGACCGUCUCAUCAACGUCGAGGACAGAACAUGGUUCAGCAACCUCCUCAACUCCAAAGUCACUGACAAGUUCAACUGCGAACUCAGCCAGGUGCUGAACCAACAGCCUGUUCUGUACGGAGACUUCAUGAAUCCAAGCUCUGACGUGAAGCUGUACGCCGAGAUACAGGACCACGAGAAAAUGAGUGGAGUGUUGAAAGAGUACCUGGAAGACUUCAACCAGAUCAACACAGCCAGAAUGAACUUAGUGCUGUUCAUGGACGCAGUGGAGCAUGUGUGUCGUAUCAGUAGAGUCAUCCGACAGCCCAUGGGAAACUCCCUCCUCCUGGGAGUGGGGGGCAGUGGGAGACAGUCGCUGAGCAAACUGGCCACUCACAUGGCAGAAUACGACUUGUUCCAAAUUGAAUUGACGAAGAACUACGGAAAUGCUGAGUGGCGAGAGGACCUUAAGAGCAUCAUGAUGAAGGCGGGGUUGGAGAACAAACAGACAGUUUUCCUCUUCCCAGAUACUCAGAUCAAAAACGACUCGUUCCUAGAGGACAUCAACAACAUCCUGAAUGCGGGAGAUGUGCCGAACAUCUACGUGAAUGACGAGCCAGACCGCAUUCUGAAUGCGAUGAGGCCACUGGUGCUGGACAUGGGCCAGCAGCCGACCAAGAGCAACCUCUUCUCAGCCUACACCAAGAGAGUGCGCGCCAACCUCCACCUCAUACUCUGCAUGAGCCCGAUUGGUGAAGUGUUCCGAGCGCGGCUGCGUCAGUUCCCCGCCCUGGUGAACUGCUGCACCAUAGACUGGUUUUCCGAGUGGCCGGAGGAGGCACUGCAGAGUGUGGCACAGAGUUCCCUCCAAGAUAUGGGGGAUCUGGAGGCCACUGAGGAUGAAAUAGACGGACUGAAACAAAUCUGCGUGAACAUCCACCAAGGAGUGGCUCAGAAAUCCGAAGAGUACUUGGCCGAAUUGGCCAGACAUAACUACGUCACUCCCACUUCCUAUCUGGAAUUGCUGUCCAUCUUCUCCAAACUAGCCAGCAUCAAGAAACUGGAACUCAAGACAGCCAGAGACAGAACUAAAACUGGUCUCACCAAGCUGCUGACGACUGCAGAGGACGUGGCCAAAAUGGAGGAUGAGCUGAAAGACAUGCAGCCUCUGUUGGAAGAGGCAGCCAAGGAGACUGAGACUACGAUGGAGAAAAUAGCCACUGAUUCUGUCAUCGCAGCUGACACUAAGAAGGAGGUGGAGAAAGAGGAGGCCGAGGCUACUAUCAAGGCCGGCAAGGCACAGGAGAUUGCAGAUGAUGCCCAGCGGGACUUGGACGAAGCGUUGCCAGCACUGGAGGCGGCGCUGUCUAGUCUGAGAUCUCUCAACAAGAAUGACGUGAUUGAAGUCAGGGCCAUGACCAGACCCCCUCAGGGAGUGAGGAUGGUGAUGGAGGCAGUCUGCAUCAUGAAGACCAUCAAGCCCAAAAAAGUGGCCGGAGAAAAGCCUGGACAGAAGGUGGAUGACUACUGGGAUCCGGGUAAGGUGAUGUUGCAGGAGCCCAGUAAGUUCCUGGAAUCACUGUUUAACUACGACAAAGACAACAUCUCAGACGACACAAUCAAGAAGAUCCAGCCGUACAUGGAGAACGAGGAGUUCCUCCCAUCCGCCAUUGCAAAGGUGUCCAAAGCAUGUACUAGUUUGUGUCAAUGGGUACGUGCUAUGCACAAGUACCACUUUGUGGCGAGGAAUGUCGCCCCGAAGAGAGCCGCUCUGGCGGAGUCCCAGGCGGAACUGGCGGAGAGCCAGAGGAUCCUGGAUGCUGCCAAGGCCAGACUGUACGAGGUGGAGGAGGGAAUCGCCACUCUGCAGGCUAAAUUGAACGAGUGUGUGAGUAAGAAGGAGGAGUUGGAGAGGAAGACGAACGAGUGUGAACAGAGGCUGGUGAGGGCUGGCAAGUUGAUUGGGGGACUGGCGGAUGAGAAGGAGAGGUGGCAGAGCUCUGUGGCCAUGCUGGAGGAGAAACUGAAGCGCUACGUGGGUAAUGUGAUGAUCUCGGCGGGAUAUGUGGCUUAUCUGGGCACAUUCACUGGCAAGUACAGAAGUGAUCUGCUCCAGAUGUGGUCCCAACAGCUCAUCCAGUACAAGGUGCCGCAUACUGAUGACUUGGGUCUGAUUGAGACCAUGAGCGACCCAGUGAAGAUCCGGUCGUGGCAGAUUGCUGGACUGCCCAAGGACCAGCUGUCCACUGAGAACGGAGUGAUCGUACAGUACUCCAACAGGUGGAGCCUCUUCAUCGAUCCACAAGGCCAAGCCAAUAAAUGGAUCAAGGCACUGGAGAAAGACGCCGGCAUAGAUGUAUUCAAACUGUCGGACAAGGACUUCCUCAGAAGUCUGGAGAACUCGAUCCGGUUUGGCAAACCCUGUCUGAUGGAGAAUGUUCUAGAAGAACUUGACCCCGCCCUGGAACCCAUUUUGCUCAAACAGACGUUCAAGCAGCAGGGCUCGUUGGUGAUCCGACUGGGAGAUGCUGUGAUUCCCUACCACGAGGACUUCCGCUUCUACAUCACCUCCAAACUGCCCAACCCCCACUACACCCCAGAGAUAUCCACCAAGGUCACCCUCGUCAACUUCACCCUGUCGCCCAGUGGUCUGGAGGACCAGUUGCUAGCCCGUGUGGUGGCUGAAGAGAGACCGGAUCUGGAGGAUGCGAAGAACCAGCUGAUAGUGAGCAAUGCGAAGAUGAAGGCUGAGCUGAAGGAGAUAGAGGAUAAGAUCCUGGAGAGACUCAGUGCCUCCGAGGGAAACCCGGUGGACGAUGUGGACCUCAUCAAAACCCUGGAGGCAUCCAAAGUCAAGUCCAAGGAGAUCAAGGACAAAGUGGUGGUGGCUGAGAAGACGGAGAAGGACAUAGAUGAGACGAGGAGUCUCUACAUCCCAGUGUCAGUCAGGACUCAAAUCCUCUUCUUCUGCACCACUGACCUGGCCAAUGUCGACCCCAUGUACCAGUACUCUCUAGAGUGGUUCAUCAAUCUAUUCCUAAACGGCAUUGCGAAUGCGGAGAGGGCGGAGACGGUGAGUCAGCGGAUAGAGAACAUCAACAACUACUUCACCUACAACCUCUACAUCAAUGUGUGCAGGAGUCUCUUCGAGAAACACAAACUCAUGUUCGCCUUCCUUCUCGCCAUCAGAAUCAUGAUGAACGAUGGACUCAUUGACCCCGAGGAGUGGCGCUUCUUCAUCUCGGGAGGUACGAAGAGGGGGGCCGAACUGCCCAACCCCUCCCCCGACUGGCUCUCAGACAGAGGAUGGGGAGACUGCAUCACCCUCUCUGCACUUCCCGCAUUCCAGGAGAUAACUGUUGAUUUCAAAGACCACCUGGACGGAUACAAGGCUAUUUUUGACAGCAACGAACCCCACAGGGAACCACUCCCAGGCAAGUGGAAUGACCAAUUGAGCAUGUUCCAGAAGCUAGUGGUGCUCAAAUGUCUCCGGGCAGACAUGGUCACUAACGCCAUGCAGGACUUCGUGGCCGCCAAUCUCGGACAGAAGUUCAUAGAGCCACAGACGACUGAUCUGAGUCUGGUGUACAAGGACUCCUCCCCAACCACGCCCCUGAUCUUCGUGCUGUCCACCGGCACUGACCCGGCGGCCGAUCUGAACAAGUUCGCAGAGGAGAUGAGGAUGGCCAAGAAGUUCAACUCCAUCUCCCUCGGACAGGGACAGGGCCCGGUGGCAGAAGGUCUGGCGAGGAGUGCGAUAGAGCGGGGUAGAUGGGUGUUCUUCCAGAACUGUCAUCUGGCGCCCUCGUGGAUGCCCUCUCUGGAGAGGAUGAUCGAGCAGAUAGACCCGGACAAGGUCCACAGGGACUUCCGACUGUGGCUGACCAGCAUGCCGAGUCCGAAGUUCCCAGUGGCGGUGCUGCAGAACAGCUCCAAAAUGACAGUUGAGCCCCCAAAAGGCAUCAAGGCCAACCUGCUCAAGUCCUAUCUCUCCCUCAACGACGACCUCCUCAACUCCACCGAGGAAAAGACUCACGAGUUCAAAUCACUCGUGUUCUCACUCUGCCUGUUCCACGGGGCACUACUGGAGAGGAGGAAGUUUGGACCCCUGGGAUUCAACAUCCCCUAUGAGUACACUGACGGAGAUCUCAGGAUCUGUCUCUCCCAGUUGAAGAUGUUCCUCAUGGAGUACCCUAUCAUUCCAUAUAAGGUGUUGUCUUACACGGCAGGACACAUCAACUACGGGGGUAGAGUGACAGAUGACUGGGACAGGAGAUGCAUGAUGAACAUACUGGCAGACUAUUACAAUGAACGGGUGCUCCAGGAGCACCACAAGUUCUCAGAGUCCGGCACCUACUACCAGAUCAACACGGAGAUGGACCACAACGGCUGCCUCCAAUAUGUGAAGAGUCUCCCUAUCAACGACACUCCGGAGAUAUUCGGCCUGCACGACAACGCCAACAUCACCUUCGCCCAGAACGAGACAUUCAAUGUGCUGGCAGCCAUAGUGAAGCUACAACCCAAGACCAGAUCGGGAGGCGGCCAAAGUCCAGAAGAGAUCAUAGAGGCGGCAGCGGUUGCCAUACUGGACAGGGUGCCCCACCCACUGGACGCGAAGGAGGUGCUGCAGCAGUACCCUGUCAUGUACGAGGAGUCGAUGAACACUGUACUGGUGCAAGAGGUCAUAAGGUACAACCGCCUGCUGUCGACUAUCCACUCUAGCUUGGGUUCUCUGAGGAAGGCGCUGAAGGGACUGGUGGUGAUGAGCUUCGAACUGGAGAAGCUGUCCAACAACCUCUUCAUCAACAAAGUGCCCGAAAUGUGGGCUGCCAAGGCCUACCCGUCUCUGAAGCCGCUGGCAGCCUGGGUUGAUGACCUGAUCCAGAGGAUGGACUUCCUGCAGGGAUGGGUGGCGAAGGGAAUCCCGCCUGCCUUCUGGAUCUCCGGCUUCUUCUUCCCCCAGGCAUUCCUCACUGGUACCCUGCAGAACUUCGCAAGGAAGUUCCACAUCUCCAUCGACAUCAUCUCCUUCGGCUUCGAGGUGAUCUCAACCAGCAAGGAUGAUUUGAAUGAGCGUCCGGAGAGUGGCUGCUACAUCUACGGACUGUACCUGGAGGGAUGCAGGUGGGGCUACUCGUCACGCCAGCUCAUAGAGUCUAGACCCAAGGAGCUGUACACGGAGAUGCCGGUGAUCUGGCUCAAACCAGUCGAGAACCGCAAGACACCCACUUCUGGCAUCUACAACUGCCCUGUCUAUAAGACACUCACCAGAGCUGGAACCCUGUCGACUACUGGACACUCGACCAACUUCGUGUUGCCAGUGGAGAUCCCCACUGACAAGACCCAGCAGCACUGGAUCAAACGAGGAGUCGCCCUCAUAUGCGCACUCGACUAUUAACCCACGAACAAACUCGCAACUCUACUGAACUUAGUCAUGACUCAACUCAUAACCAAUUAUAACCAAACUUCAGCUGAUCAUUACCGAACCUAAACUACUAGCGACUACAACACAAUUUGGACGAAAGUAAAAUCUUAACAAUACUUAACUGAAUCUUUGAAAAAGACUGAACUAAUCAAACGAAGUCGCCAAAACAAAUUUGCCGUGGAAAUGGAAAAAAAGUUAAGGCGAACUUCAAACAUUCAAUCAAACUCAUGUAUAUAAUAUUGUAACAUAACUGGGUUAAAAUGUAUGGAUUUAAAUUGCUGUGAAAAUGUAAAUAGUUGCAAUUGUGACUAAUGAUUAAAAUCAAAAAUUGUUUUAUCUUCUGAAAGUUCAAACAAUUUCAGGGAGUCACUUUACAAAAAAAGAACUAAAAAAAGUUGACGGGCGAUUUCCUUUUUUGCCU
Symsagittifera roscoffensis is the source of this 13280-nucleotide messenger RNA. Its product is annotated as dynein axonemal heavy chain 1-like. Gene Ontology annotation, cellular component: dynein complex. The transcript has 66 exons. Bases 74 to 12832 code for a protein of 4252 amino acids. Lineage: Eukaryota; Metazoa; Xenacoelomorpha; Acoela; Convolutidae. The record is from RefSeq and is a predicted model, not a curated record. Gene Ontology annotation, biological process: microtubule-based movement. Gene Ontology annotation, molecular function: ATP binding; minus-end-directed microtubule motor activity; dynein light intermediate chain binding.